ACACACACACACACACACACACACUUCAAAGCUGGAGUUGCCUAUUAAACACGCUUCAUAUCUUCAAGUGUAUGGCCAGUGGAGUAUUGCUCUCCUCCGAUGUUUCUCAUGUAGGCUCUACUCUCUUGUUUUGCAAGUUUCAGGUGACAUAAUGAGUUUUAGUGUUUGAACAAGCAUCAGUCCUCAAGAUCACACACAGUGAUGCUGCUGACAUUUUGAUUGAUCUGAGAUCUGUAAGCAUCACUCACCUUGAAGACAUUCACCAUGAUUGACCUGAGCUACCUGACAGAAGAAGAGCAGGAGAUGAUUUUGGCAGUGCUAAAGAGAGAUACAGAGCUAAAGAAGUUAGAAGAACAGAGGACCAGGCAGCUUUAUAAGACUGAGAAAGACAGGAGCAGGCUGAAGUAUUUGACUGGAGAGUGGUUUUACGAGACAAAGUAUCACAGACACAGAGAGAAGAUUCAUGGCUCUGACAUCAUCAGAGCAUCCAUGAGACAAAGGAAACCCGUGACGAUAUUGGAGCUCUCUCAAAGAUGGGAUGAGAGACCCAGUUUUCUGAAUAGUCAGAAAAAGGAUGUGUUUAUCCCUCCAGAGCUUUCAGGAAUUAUUGAGGAGCCAUCCACACAGUCACAGAAUGAGAGGGUUGAACAUCAGAUGCCAGAAGGCCAACAAGAAAGACAGAGACCUCAAAUCAAGCCCAGGCUGAAUCCAUUCAAUAUUGUGUGCUCGCAGAGAGAGACAUCCAGAAUUAGCAAUAGUGUGAAUGAGGCCAACCAGACACCUGCUGAGGAACCUCUCCCUUCAAAUGAGAGCUACACACCCCUUCACAGUAUCCUAAACACAGACAACACUGACACCCAUAUAGCCACUCAAUGCGCAGACAAACCUGUGCCCAAAAAGAGACUUCUGCUGUUCUCCUGUCAGAACUCCCUCCUGGACUUCGCCAGCAGUGACACUACUGUUAAACAGGCCAUGACGCCUAGCCCCAGAGGCAUCUUGAAGCACAGCAGCUCCAGUUGUAGCUACAUUGAAUCUCUGCGACUACACAUACCCAACAACAAUGACAGCAACAGCAGCCAGUCUUCUGCACCAGUCAGCCCCAUCAGCCCUCCUCUGUCCCCAUGCUCAGAGCACUCUGCCUCAAGUUGGUUAGACAGAAAACAGGUCCGCUUCUCUUCCAUCAUUCGUGCCAAAGAAAGAGAGCAAGGAGAGAACAGUGUGUUGGAUGAAGACUGCAGUGCUCUGUCUGACCAGGAUAGGGAGCUGGAUAGAAGCGAUAUAGUAAAAAAUGAUCGCCAUGAGCUUUAUGCUGAGCCUCAGUCCUCACAGGUGUCCAACUUCCACUGCUCUGCUGCGGUUAAAGGUAAGGUCAAUCCAUUGUGCACAGAGAGUCAGACUCAUACGGUAACAGAGGAAGAGGGUCGCUCAAUUUCUAAGGUGCUUGAGUGGUUUGUCCGAGGUUCUCAAGAUGCAAAGCAGAGAAAGCUGAAAGAAUUGCCAGCACAGAGCAAGAAGAACAAAGAGGAACCAGAGGAUCAUGGAACUUCAGAUGACAAAUCAGAAGAAUUGGCUUCUCCGGUUAUACAGCAAAAGACCAAGCCAUCUCCAAAGCCACGGCAGGUUUUUUUUGCAUUGUUUACAAGAGCAGAGAAAAAAGACAAGAGUCCUGAAGUUCUAGUAUCUGACAAAGAAGUAAUAAUUGAAGAUAAAACUGGAAUCUCAACUUCGGAAUGCAAAACACUUUGCACAAUGAGACCUCAAGCAGAUGACAGUAUAGCUUUGCAGGACUCUGUUCCUGCAUUAAGCAAGACAACAGAAAUAAUACAGGUUACCUCAAAAACAGAGGAUGACAAUAAAACAGCUAGACAUGUAUGUGCAGAUAUUCUUAAGAGAGAGAUGCUUGACCAAGGCGAGAUAUCACCAGGAAGACUGGCCGACCUGAAGUCAUUCUGGGAAAGGGGGAACAGAGGACCAAGAAUAUUGAGCAUCAAAACAGGAGCUGGAAUAGAAGAAAACGAAACCUAUCUGCUUAAUGAAAAUGAUCAUGACACUUUGGACAGAAGGUUACCAGAUUCAAACAUCAGCCCAUCAAAGUUCAAACCCAUUUUAAAGACCACUGAAUAUCCAAUUGAUGGAGAAUCAACAACACAUGAGUUUUCUCUGGUAUCACGAUAUGGUGUCGACAUGUCUGCCAUAUCCUUAAAUAAAGAUGUAAAACCUUCUAAUUUGGACAGCAGUAAGGAGUCAGAAGGCUUAAGUAGUGGACUACACACACUCAUGGUCAAGAGUGAUGUCAGACUGAUGUCAUCCAGUUUACAACUAAGAGAUAAUUCUCUUCAAAACAAGGGGCAAGAAGAGCCUCUCCCUGAGUCACUGUUGAGGAAUAUAUCUGACCUGAAGAAGGAAAUCUCCACUCUCAAAAUGUCCCCCAGUCAACAGGAUAAUAAAGUCUCAAUCAAUGAUCUCAAGUCAUUUUGGGAAAAAGAAAAAAGUGGCCUUCGAGUUAUUGUAGGUUCACCAACAUGUACACCUGAUGUUGAAGACCCAUUUACGACGUUGUCUCCUAAACGUUCUUCCAUAGGGUCAACUAGUCCAGUUUUAACAAGCUGCCUAGACAAAAUGAGUUUGUCUUUAAACAAAGAGGUUAGUUUGAUUGUGCAAAAAGAGAAGAUGGAAAAAAGUCAGGGUCCAACAAAAGAGCCAAUACAAGACCAUCAAGGUAUCAGAGGUAGGAUAACUAACAUUGCCCAGAACACUUCUAAUUGCAAACCACAGUUGAUUUCAGAUAAACAUUUGAAGCCAAGUCCACCAUCAUCUUCCCUCAGAAGUCUCCCAGAAAAAGGUCAACAUGAUACAAAACAGUCCACUAAUAUUUACCAGCCAAAAGAUCAAGAUCAGACCAGAACACCCAGCCCCUUACGACAGCCUAAAAUACCUCCCAAGGACUCUUAUCCAAACAAAGAGUCCAGGAAGGAGGAUUCUCCCUUAAGAACCUUUGUUAUAGAUAUUAGUCCUCCCGGCAGGAGUCCAUACAAUGAUAAGGUUAAAACUCAUGAAGAAAUGCCUUCAUAUUCGUUAAAUAUUGUCACUGAGAAAAUGGGUAACAUUAAUUGUUCUGAAGGGUAUCACAUGCCCCUUUCCCAAGACAGUUCAAAGCAAUGUGUCAUCCCAAAAGACGGCAGUACAUUCUACUCCAAAACUGGUCACUCACAGGUAUCAGCCUCAGAACUGAAUUAUACAUCUCCUGAACACCUUGGGAAGACCUUGGAUGGAGACAUUGAUAUAAGACCCAUCAUGCCCAAAGAACGAAAGUUCUCAGCAGAAUCUCUGACAAAUUCUCGUCUAGCCAGGUCUUAUAUUCCCCUGAGUUUACACCAUUACCUGAGCGUACCCGAGCAGGCCGUCUUAGAUGAAAGAGAAAGGCUGGGUCAGGUUGAGGUGCAGAUAGGUGAGGUUUUUGAACAGGGGAACCAAGGCAGUGUAAGCAAUCAGAGCUCCCCCUCUCGGCGCUCCCAGUCUGAAUCAGAGGAGAUCACCUUUGACUCCUCGGGGAGCUCCACACUUGAAGCUUGGUCAUUCUCACGCACCAGUUCAGCCUGUGACAGUGAGGAAGCCAGCCCUGUCAGAACUGCUCUGGAGCAUGCCAAUGCCAGACCUCUUUCUAUUUCAAAGAGUCUAGAGGACCUGGCAUCUCCACCUUCACUGUCUGCAGUCACUACCAACACCAAAACAUCGUUCUCAGACCCUGAGCAGGUGAAGAUUAUGAGUAUGUCUGUGCCUGCAUUUAUGCAACAAGAGAUGGAUUGGAGAAACGGUGAGAGAAGCUUCCACUAUGACACACUGAGAGCAUGCAACACUCCGUCUAAUUUUAGCAUGUGCUCUGAAGUGGCCUCCAUGUCCUCUGUCACUGGCAGUAUAUUGAGUAUCUGCAGUAGUGAGUUUGGCAGUGUGGAGGUCAAAGGCACCAUCCAGUUCACCAUUCACUAUUCGCAAAAACUGGGAGAGUUCCACAUCUUCAUUGUGCAGUGCAAAGACCUUGCAGUGGCAGAUCCUAAGAGGAAGCGGUCUGACCCGUAUGUUAAAUGUUACUUGUUACCAGACAAAGCAAAAUACGGAAAGAGAAAAACAUGUGUGAGGAAGAAGACUCAGAAUCCAACUUACAAUGAAAUCCUAAGGUUUAAGAUUCCAAUGGAGUCUUUGAAAACACAGAAGCUGAACCUCUCUGUGUGGCACAAUGACACUUUUGGCCGUAACAGCUUUCUUGGAGAGGCAGAGAUCGAUCUGGUGGAAUGGGACUUUAAUAACAUGCAGAUGAAUGAAUAUCAGCUGAAAGGAAGGGUUCAGGUUCCUUCCAGCCCUAAACAUUCUGCUGGUGGCGAAGAGAUGAGAGCAGAGAUGAGAAUCGCUCUACGUUUUCUUCCACAGACUUCACACAGUCACAAGAACAAGGCGAAUGGUGAGGUACAAAUCUGGGUGAAAGAGUGCAAGAAUCUACCCAUUUCCAGAGGUGUUUCCAUUGACCCUUUUGUCAAAUGCGCUGUCCUCCCAGAUAAUAGCCGAAAAAGCCAACAGAAGACCAGAGUGUUGAAGAGGGCUUCUAACCCAGUGUUUAAUCACACCAUGGUAUAUGAUGGCUUCAGGCCAGAGGACCUCAAAGAGGCCUGUGUGGAGCUCACUGUGUGGGAUCACGACCGAUUUAACCACUUCAUUGGGGGUGUUAGGCUUGGUCCUGGGACAGGUAAAAGUUACGGUGCUGAUGUGGACUGGAUGGACUCUAACAGUGCUGAAGCAGCUCUGUGGGACAGAAUGAUGCAAUCUCAGAAUGAAUGGGUGGAAGACAUAUUACCUUUGAGAAUGCUGGUCAUGGCAAGAAUGUCUAGAUAGAAACUGAGGCACUGCAAGACCAAAAUGUAUAUGAACUGAAGAAUAUGCAAGAUGAAUGAACUGGAUCAAUAACUUGUGUUGUGAUUAUGUAAUAUUCAAUGUAUUCAACUAACUGGACGGGCUUUUGACAUUUUGGAGAACGAGAACAAAGAGAAUGCAAAACAUUUUAUGCCUUUUAAGUAUGUUGGUUUCUUGUCUUCCAUAAAACUACAUAAAAUCUGUUAAUAUGCUGAAAAUAUGAAUGUAAUAAUUUGAUUAUCAGUGAAUUAUCUUGAAGGAUUAUCCUAAGACACUGUGUAAAAUGCAUACUAUUAAUAAACUUUCAACUGUCCAGUU
Messenger RNA from Myxocyprinus asiaticus (Chinese sucker), 5220 nucleotides. Its product is annotated as synaptotagmin-like protein 2. The transcript is spliced from 18 exons. Gene Ontology annotation, molecular function: small GTPase binding; neurexin family protein binding. Lineage: Eukaryota; Metazoa; Chordata; Actinopteri; Cypriniformes; Catostomidae. Gene Ontology annotation, cellular component: exocytic vesicle; plasma membrane. The record is from RefSeq and is a predicted model, not a curated record. Gene Ontology annotation, biological process: exocytosis; intracellular protein transport. Bases 265 to 4884 code for a protein of 1539 amino acids.